This is a messenger RNA of Trypanosoma cruzi, 669 nucleotides long. Its product is annotated as mucin TcMUCII, putative. The record is from RefSeq and is a predicted model, not a curated record. NCBI's taxonomy places the organism in Eukaryota, Euglenozoa, Kinetoplastea, Trypanosomatida, Trypanosomatidae. The coding region runs from base 1 to 669 and encodes 222 amino acids. The transcript has a single exon.
AUGAUGACGACGUGCCGUCUGCUGUGCGCCCUGUUGGUGCUUGCCCUGUGCUGCUGCCCGUCCGUGUGUGCGUCAGACACGGAGACGAUUCAAGAGUUAAAUAAGGCUGAAGAAGGCCCCGGUCCAGGGGAAAUUAAGACAGUGAAACCAGUUGGGGAGGUGGGUCACCCACGGCCGUCAAGUGAGCGGUCCGAUACGGAGGAUGGAAUAUCUGGUGGAAAGGGUCCGGGUUUGACAGCUCCACGACCGAAACUAAGUAACGCGAUCGAUAAGGUGCGCGAGAAAGGUACGGACAGUGAUACAGGACUAAAAAGUCUCAGCGAUAUUUCCGCAGAAAAAACACAUGAAGAAACCGAAGGUCGUACCAAGACGACGACUACAAAAAAGUCACCGGAGGAUGACAAGAAGUCUAAGCCUGAAGCCAAUGCAAAUGCCACCAGUCCAAUACCCUCUGAACCAGUGAUUAAGCCGUCUGACGCUUCUGCUCACACAACCACGACCACUACAACACAGGCACCAAUUACUACGACUACAGAGGCGCCAACCACGACGACCACCCGCGCACCGUCGCGUCUUCGAGAAAUGGACGGCAGCCUCAGCAGUUCUGCGUGGUUGUGUGCCCCGCUGCAGCUCGCCGUAUCCGCGCUGGUGUACACCACUGUUGGCUGA